CGUUUAAAAACGUGCAUAUUUCAUUUGCUAGGAGAAGAGAAUCUUUUAUAUUUUAAAUUAAAAGAAUUAAAAAGAAACAAAAAAAAAAAAAAAAAAAUAAACGAAGAUACUGAAAUAUGGUAUAUAAUUUAAACUAUCUUUGUAAUUUCAAUGACAAAGUGAAAGAUGAAGAUUUGUCCCAUGAAUCACUGCAACGUAUUUGGUCUGGAAAAUGGUGCAGUGCGGGGUUCGAGUCCUCCCUAAAGCAAUGGUGGUCGAAGAGGGAUGCCAAAGAAGACUAUUCACAAGAAGAGUGUGAAGAAUUCAUAUGCCUAGCUAUCGAAUCGCUUUUGAUUUUUAUGCAACAAAAUUUCACUGGACCUUUUUGUGAUCUGGCAGAGUUGGAAGGUUUCGUCAAAGAAAUUCAACCCCUGGUGGGUGAUGCUUUUGUAGAAUUAAAGGAAAAUGGCGAAGAAAUAAAUCCCAAUGUGGUGUUGGGUGAAUUUCUACUGUUGAGCAGAGAUAUUCUAAAGAAACUAUUGGAAUUCCAACCGGAAUCUGUGGUCUUACAUUGGUGGCAUUUACGUUAUUUGUGUACCCAUCAACAUGUUAUUGAUGAGUUGACAGCAAAUUUAUAUGACAAACUGAAAAUAGAAGCCGAGUGGCUACUGCAACAUGUCUCGGAGCUGGAAAAUAAGGAAUAUGAGGCAUUACUUUUCUUGGAAAUUGCCAAUGGUUAUUUACAAUAUCAUCGCGGUGAGAGGGCAGGUGAAAUUCUGGAAAGGCUUUGUGCGCAUUUAAAUGUUGAAAUGGUGGUUCAGGGCCUAAUGGGUGUACGCACAAAAUUCCAACAAAAGGCCCUGCCACAACUUUGCCUUAAAGUAGAACAAACCCAUAGCGAUUUGCUGCCCAAGGCCCAGGAGACAAAUAGCAAAACAGUGCUACCCAAACUAUUGCUACAUGAGGACGAUACCCGUUUGGAACGUAUACGUUUUAUUGAGGAGAAAGACAAUGAGGUGAUGACAUUGCCCAGUGUCCUGCAAGCCUUGGUUUUGUCCAAAGUACGCCAAUUGAAACGUUCCCAGCCCAAAGAUCGUUUGGCCGAUGAAGAACUGGAACCCUAUACGCAUACCUUGAUCUACCAGGAACAUGGUCCUUUGCAGGUGCGCCAGUCAGCUCUGCUGCUGAAUUGUGUACAAGAAUCCAAUUCGAGACGUACCAUUGAGCGUAGCUGGAAACAAUGCGAGGAAUGUGUUAAACUUCUCUCCGAACAUUCCUAUUCUGUACAAGAAAGAUUCUCCUAUGCAUUUGCUGGAUUCCUACAACCCAAAUGGCAGGUUCAAUCCCAACUCUGUGAGUUAUUACUUUCGCUGGGUAUGGUGAAAUCGGCAUUGGACAUCUAUUUGAAAAUACAGGCCUGGGAGCAGGUUAUUUACUGCUACACACGUCUGGAACUGAGACACAAGGCUGCGGAGAUUAUUGAACAGGAACUGCAGAAGAAACCAACGGUGUUACUUUAUUGUUUACUUGGCGAUGCCACCGACAGCUUGGAGUGUUAUGAAAAGGCUUGGGAAUUUUCCAAACAUACCAGCGGCAAAGCCCAGGCCCACUGGGGUAAUUACUAUUUCUUCCACAAACGUUACGAGGAGGCCAUACCACAUUUGGAAAAGUCGGUGGAAAUUAAUUCGCUGCAAGAAAAAAUCUGGCUACGUUUGGGUUAUGCUGCCAUUAUGUUGGAGAAAUGGGAGUUGGCGGUACAUGCCUACAUUACCUAUACCCAUUUGGAGCCUUUGGGUUUUGAAUCAUGGAAUAAUUUGGCCAAAGCUUUGAUAAAACUUGGCGACAAGCAAAGGGCCCAUAAAGUACUGGGAGAGUCUUUGAAAUGCAACUAUCACAAUUGGAAGGUGUGGGAGAAUUUCAUGGUUGUCUCGGUCGAUACGGGCCAUUUUGAGGAUGCCAUGAAUGCCUAUAAUCGUUUGUCCGAAUUGAAAACCCAUUAUUUGGAUUUGGAGGUACUUUGCAUAACAAUGACUGCCAUAGCCGAGGGAAAACCAGAUGCCAAGGGCCAAACACCGGAAAGACUGUUGCGCAAGGCCACCACACUAAUGGGCCAACAGUGCAUAAAACAUGGUUCAGAACCCAAGGUAUGGGAAUUGGCAGCCCUCUUGGCCGCAACACCUUUGAAAAAGGCCGAUAAAUUAGUCAAGGCAUUCAGGGCCUAUACAGCCAAGGAAUUGGUUUGGACCACAAAGCAAAUGUAUGCCAGAAGAGCGUUGGAAUUAUGCGUAGAGUUGUCCCAAAGAUCCUUGGAAGCCAUUGAAAAUCAUGCCGAGGACGAAAGUGAGGUAAUGAUAACAUCCCAGUUGAAUUCAGCCCGUCUGGCCAAUCAGGCAUGCAUCCGAGCCAUUGAAAAGGAGCCAACAAAAUUCCCCGAAAAUGAUGAUUUGUUGGAAAAAGUUCGAUCACUGCUGGAAGAAAUGACCGCGCAUGUUAAACAAAGAAUGGGAGCGUGAUAAAAAAAAUAAAGGGAAUAUUGAAAAAAAGAAAACAUUACAAAAAUAAGAAAUCUGAAUUAAUUUUUGUUCUCAAUAAAAAAA
Molecule: messenger RNA, 2576 nt
Organism: Musca domestica (house fly)
Lineage: Eukaryota; Metazoa; Arthropoda; Insecta; Diptera; Muscidae
Product: tetratricopeptide repeat protein 27
Exons: 3
Coding region: 117-2492 (791 amino acids)
Molecular function (GO): protein binding
Source: RefSeq, a predicted model, not a curated record